CCCCGGAAGUCGGUGUCCGGAGCAGCGGGACAGCGAGGCGGCGGCUCUAGAAAGCGGAGUGGAACGUUCUCGCCAUCAUGAGUCGCAACUACAAUGAUGAGCUGCAGUACUUGGAUAAGAUCAAUAAAAACUGCUGGCGAAUCAAGAAGGGCUUCGUGCCUAACAUGCAGGUUGAAGGAGUUUUCUAUGUGAAUGAUGCUCUGGAAAAAUUAAUGUUUGAGGAGUUAAGAAAUGCCUGUCGAGGUGGUGGUGUUGGUGGCUUCCUGCCAGCGAUGAAACAAAUAGGCAAUGUGGCAGCCCUGCCUGGGAUCGUUCAUCGAUCUAUUGGACUUCCUGAUGUGCAUUCAGGUUAUGGGUUUGCUAUUGGGAAUAUGGCAGCCUUUGAUAUGAAUGACCCUGAAGCAGUGGUAUCCCCAGGUGGCGUCGGAUUUGACAUCAACUGUGGUGUCCGCUUGCUAAGAACCAAUUUAGAUGAGAGUGAUGUCCAGCCGGUAAAGGAACAACUUGCCCAAGCUAUGUUUGACCACAUUCCUGUUGGUGUGGGAUCAAAGGGAGUCAUCCCAAUGAAUGCCAAGGACUUAGAGGAGGCCUUGGAAAUGGGUGUGGACUGGUCCCUAAGAGAAGGCUAUGCUUGGGCUGAAGACAAAGAACACUGUGAGGAGUAUGGAAGGAUGCUGCAAGCUGAUCCCAAUAAGGUCUCUGCAAGGGCUAAGAAGAGAGGCCUUCCUCAGUUGGGGACCUUGGGAGCAGGCAACCACUAUGCAGAAAUCCAGGUUGUGGAUGAGAUAUUCAAUGAGUAUGCUGCUAAGAAAAUGGGCAUCGACCAUAAAGGACAGGUGUGUGUGAUGAUCCACAGUGGAAGCAGAGGCUUGGGCCACCAAGUAGCCACAGAUGCCCUGGUAGCUAUGGAGAAAGCCAUGAAGAGAGACAAGAUUAUUGUCAAUGACCGUCAAUUGGCUUGUGCUCGAAUUGCCUCCCCUGAGGGUCAGGACUAUCUGAAGGGAAUGGCAGCAGCUGGGAACUAUGCCUGGGUCAACCGCUCUUCCAUGACCUUCUUAACCCGUCAGGCCUUUGCCAAGGUCUUCAACACAACCCCAGAUGACUUGGACCUACAUGUGAUCUAUGAUGUUUCUCACAAUAUUGCCAAAGUAGAACAACACGUAGUGGAUGGAAAGGAACGGACACUGUUAGUACACAGGAAGGGGUCCACUCGAGCUUUCCCUCCUCAUCAUCCACUCAUUGCUGUUGAUUACCAAGUACGUACUAAACCAUCUGUGAUUUUAAACAGUAGAGGCAUGGUUUCUCUUUAUAGAUCUAAAUAUGGAUCAAGGUAAGUAGGAAUCUUUAAU
Messenger RNA from Erinaceus europaeus (western European hedgehog), 1349 nucleotides. RefSeq names its product RNA 2',3'-cyclic phosphate and 5'-OH ligase (gene RTCB). The transcript has 9 exons. The record is from RefSeq and is a predicted model, not a curated record. Bases 78 to 1334 code for a protein of 418 amino acids. Gene Ontology annotation, molecular function: RNA ligase (ATP) activity. Gene Ontology annotation, cellular component: nucleus; tRNA-splicing ligase complex. NCBI's taxonomy places the organism in Eukaryota, Metazoa, Chordata, Mammalia, Eulipotyphla, Erinaceidae. Gene Ontology annotation, biological process: RNA processing.